Nicotiana attenuata is the source of this 1044-nucleotide messenger RNA. Its product is annotated as gamma-glutamylcyclotransferase 2-3. The coding region runs from base 209 to 775 and encodes 188 amino acids. NCBI's taxonomy places the organism in Eukaryota, Viridiplantae, Streptophyta, Magnoliopsida, Solanales, Solanaceae. Gene Ontology annotation, biological process: glutathione catabolic process. Gene Ontology annotation, molecular function: glutathione specific gamma-glutamylcyclotransferase activity; gamma-glutamylcyclotransferase activity. Gene Ontology annotation, cellular component: cytoplasm. The record is from RefSeq and is a predicted model, not a curated record. The transcript has 8 exons.
AUCAUACCCCAUUUAAGUGAAACAAAUAAGGCUGAAAACCGCUCGAAUAAUAAAGAAAACUCGCCAUUCUGUCUUGGCAUAUCGCCAUUGGAUGCUAUUGAAGUUAUUCAUCAACCACUACAUUCUUGGCUCUGCUACCGUUACUGUUCACUUUUCAUCUCCUCUCUCUCACUCUCAAAAUACAACGAGAGUCUGAGAGAGAGUGAAAAUGGUGAUGUGGGUAUUUGGAUAUGGAUCUCUAAUUUGGAAGCCUGGCUUUAACUAUGAUGAUCGCCUUGUUGGUUUCAUCAAAGGCUAUCGCCGUGUCUUUUAUCAAGGCAGCACUGAUCACAGAGGGACACCAGAAUUUCCAGGUAGAACAGCGACACUGGAGCCUGCUGAAGGAGAAGUUUGUUGGGGUAUUGCCUAUAAGAUAAUGAAGAAGGAAGAUCAAGAAGUUGCACUGACGUACCUUGAAGUCAGGGAAAAGCAAUAUGACAAGAAGGCUUAUGUAGAUCUUUUCACUGAGCCUGCAGCAUCAGAACCAGCUGUUUCUGGUGUAUUAGUAUACAUAGGGUCUCCAGACAAGAAGGUUAACGAGAACUACCUGGGACCUGCAUCAGUUGAAGAAAUAGCUAGUCAAAUCGUUCGUGCAAAAGGCCCCUCAGGACCCAAUAGAGAUUACCUCUUUCAACUUGAAAAAGCCCUUAGCCUCUUAGGAUGUGAAGAUAAACAUGUCAGUGACAUUGCAAAGGAAGCCAGGCGCAUUCUUUCAGAAGAAGUAACCAUCUCAUGAUCUUGCAGAUACCUUGAGCAUUGUCUGAAACAAAUGCCUUAAUUUAGUUCUCCAAGAUGUUGAGAAAUCUAUAUUACUAUAUCUAGACAUAUGACAGACACAUUAUUAUUCUUCGCAACUGGGAGGGAAAAUAAUUGAUUUUCUAUGUCUAAGUUCCUUCAGAUUUCGUGCAUUCUGGAAAAAUAAUGUAGUAUUGGCUUUGACAACCUUCAGUAACAUACUUGAAGUGUCAGACUUGUUCAUAAGAUCGAGAGAUGAUCGAAUUAAUA